UUUUCGCACAAAUCCCAUCUCUCUCUAAUACCAUAAACCACAGAGAGAGAGUGAGGUUGCAUUUCUCCCUAUCUCUUAACAAUUCUCAGAUCUAAACCCCUUCUAAACCCUUAACAAUGGCGUUGGUAGUGGAGAAGACCACCGGUGGCCGUGAGUACAAGGUAAAGGACUUGUCUCAGGCUGAUUUCGGUCGCCUUGAGAUCGAAUUGGCCGAAGUCGAAAUGCCUGGUCUCAUGGCUUGUAGAGCCGAAUAUGGUCCUUCACAGCCUUUUAAGGGGGCUAAAAUCACCGGCUCUCUCCACAUGACUAUCCAAACCGCUGUUCUUAUCGAAACCCUCACUGCCUUAGGUGCUGAGGUCCGUUGGUGCUCUUGCAACAUUUUCAGCACUCAGGACCACGCCGCCGCCGCCAUCGCUCGUGACUCCGCCGCAGUCUUUGCCUGGAAAGGUGAGACUCUCCAGGAGUACUGGUGGUGUACUGAGCGCGCUCUUGACUGGGGUCCUGGUGGUGGCCCAGAUCUGAUCGUUGAUGAUGGUGGUGACGCUACUCUCUUGAUCCAUGAAGGAGUUAAGGCUGAGGAGAUUUAUGAGAAGACUGGUCAGCUUCCUGACCCAUCUUCGACUGAUAAUGCAGAGUUCCAAAUUGUGUUGACCAUUAUUAGAGAUGGAUUGAAGACAGAUCCUAAGAAAUACCACAAGAUGAAGGAAAGAUUGGUUGGUGUUUCUGAGGAGACUACCACUGGAGUUAAGAGGUUGUACCAGAUGCAAGUUAAUGGAACCUUAUUGUUCCCUGCUAUUAAUGUUAACGACUCUGUCACUAAGAGCAAGUUCGAUAACUUGUAUGGUUGCCGCCACUCUCUCCCUGACGGUUUGAUGAGGGCUACUGAUGUCAUGAUUGCCGGCAAGGUUGCUGUUGUCUGUGGUUAUGGUGAUGUGGGUAAGGGCUGUGCUGCUGCUUUGAAGCAGGCUGGAGCUCGUGUGAUUGUCACAGAAAUUGACCCCAUCUGUGCCCUUCAGGCUCUCAUGGAAGGACUCCAAGUCUUGACCCUUGAAGAUGUUGUCUCUGACGCUGACAUCUUCGUCACAACCACCGGUAACAAGGACAUCAUCAUGGUUGAUCACAUGAAGAAGAUGAAGAACAAUGCCAUUGUUUGCAACAUUGGUCACUUUGAUAACGAAAUCGAUAUGCACGGACUUGAGACCUACCCUGGUGUUAAGCGCAUUACCAUCAAGCCCCAAACUGAUAGGUGGGUUUUCCCUGAAACAAAAACAGGCAUCAUCGUGUUGGCUGAGGGGCGUCUAAUGAAUUUGGGUUGUGCCACUGGUCACCCUAGCUUUGUGAUGUCCUGCUCUUUCACCAACCAGGUGAUUGCACAGCUGGAGUUAUGGAGGGAGAAGGCAACGGGAAAGUAUGAGAAGAAGGUGUAUGUGUUGCCUAAGCACCUUGAUGAGAAGGUCGCAGCCCUCCAUCUUGGGAAGCUUGGAGCUAGGCUUACUAAGCUCUCAAAGGAUCAGGCCGAUUACAUCAGCGUUCCAGUUGAGGGUCCUUACAAGCCUCCUCACUACAGGUACUAGAAAAGAAGAAAGAGAGUGUAAGAAAACCAUGUAUUUGGACGGCUUGAUUGUUUCAUUUACAAUUGGAUGAUGAUGAUUGUGGUAGAAUUUUAGGUUUUAAAUUUUUGUAGGAUAUUAUUAUGUGUUUGGGUGGGGAAAAGUUGGGAGGAAUGAAUGGGAUUGGUCUCUUCUGUUGGAGAAGACCACAUGGGAUUGAAUAAGGUUUUGGAUGGGAUUGUGUGGGAUGUGUAUUGUAACUGCUGCCAUUGGAGUUUUGCUGCAGCAGCUUUUCAUUUUAUUCACCCAAAAACAGAAACAAAAUGUUACUUGUCAACUUCUUUCUU
Messenger RNA from Jatropha curcas, 1897 nucleotides. Its product is annotated as adenosylhomocysteinase 1. NCBI's taxonomy places the organism in Eukaryota, Viridiplantae, Streptophyta, Magnoliopsida, Malpighiales, Euphorbiaceae. Gene Ontology annotation, molecular function: adenosylhomocysteinase activity. Gene Ontology annotation, cellular component: cytosol. The record is from RefSeq and is a predicted model, not a curated record. Gene Ontology annotation, biological process: L-methionine cycle.